Messenger RNA from Ceraceosorus bombacis, 2487 nucleotides. NCBI's taxonomy places the organism in Eukaryota, Fungi, Basidiomycota, Exobasidiomycetes, Ceraceosorales, Ceraceosoraceae. The record is from the annotation of a GenBank genome assembly.
AUGUCGUGAGUAGCCGCACACUUUUCUUCAAGCACAUCCGUCGAGGCGCGCAUAGCUCAGUCCAUGCUCUCCUCUGGUCCGCGCCCUCCUGGCAGCCAAUCCGCAGUUCUCGGUUUCCCGCGCAUUGGCCCUCUGCGUGAGGUCAAGAAGGCCAAUGAGGCUUAUUGGUCCGGCAAGAUCUCUUCUGAGGAGCUCUUGAAGGUCGCCAAGGAGCAGCGUCUCUUGACUUACCAGACCAUCAAGGAGCAAGGUGUGGAUGUGAUCCCCACGUGAGUGCUCGUUGCGCUCGAGACUCAGUCUGCCACGAGCUAGAUCCUCACGCAAAUCGGUAUCGCGCUCCUCUCGACCCGCAGCGGCACCUUCUCCCUCUAUGACCACGUGCUUGACAUUUCCAACACCUUUGGCAUUGUGCCCGAGGCUUACGCAAAGUCUGGAUUGAGCGCUCUCGACCAGUCUUUUGCCAUGGCCCGCGGUCACCAAAAGGGCGGCGUCGACUUGCCUGCGCAGGAGAUGCAAAAGUGGUUCGACUCCAACUACCACUACAUCGUUCCCGAAUUCACAGAGUCAUCUGCCUUUGCCAUCAAGGACACCAAGCCCAUCGACGACUUCCUGGAGGCCAAGCAAGCUGGCUACAACGCUCGUCCCGUGCUCGUUGGCCCCCUCACCAUCCUCGCGAUCGGCAAGGUCGGCGCUGAUGCCAAGUCCGAAACCUUUGACCGUUGGACCCUGCUCCCCAAGCUCGCCGCUGUCUACGGCGAGCUCCUUGCCAAGCUCUCCGAGGCUGGCGCCGAGUGGGUGCAGAUCGACGAGCCCAUUCUCGCUCUCGACGCCGGUGCAGACUUGGCGUCUGAAUUCAAGCAGACCUACGAGACUCUCGCAAAGGCUGCUCCCAGCAUCAAGGUCCUCCUCGCGACCUACUUUGGACGUGUCGGCAACACUGUCAACUUCCUGAAGGAUCUGCCCAUCGCUGGUCUCCACGUCGACCUGGACCGCGCUCCCGAGCAGCUCGAUGAGGUCCUCUCCGCGUUUGCAAGCACCAAUGUCGUCAUCUCUCUUGGUCUCGUCUCUGGACGCAACAUUUGGAAGACUGACCUCAGCGCUGCUCUUCAAACCGCGCAAAAGGCUGUUUCUGCUCUCGGAGGGGAUGCCAAGCGAGUCAUCAUUUCGUCCAGCUCUUCGCUCCUGCACACCCCCAUCACGCUCAAGAACGAGAAGAAGCUGGCCCCAGAGAUUCUCGACUGGUUCUCUUUUGCGACUGAGAAGGCCGCCGAGGUCGCCACUUUGAAUGCUGCCCUCAAAGACCCUAACAGCGCCACCGCUAUCCUCGAGGUCAACCAGCGCUCCAUCAAGGCUCGUCGUGAUUUCGAGAAGAACUCCAACCCUGCUGUUCGUGAGAGGCUUGCAGCUGUGAAGGAAUCCGACUACAAGCGCAGCGAGCCCUUCUCCGUUCGCAGCGAGACCCAGCGCAAGCACCUCAACCUGCCCACCUUCCCUACCACCACCAUCGGAUCUUUCCCUCAGACCAAGGAGAUUCGUCAAUACCGUGCUCGCUUCACCAAGGGCGAGAUCACGCAAGCCGAGUACGAGAAGUUCCUCGAGGCUGAGAUUCAAGAUGUUGUCAAGCGUCAGGAGGAGAUUGGCAUCGACGUGCUCGUCCACGGAGAGCCGGAACGUAACGACAUGGUGCAAUACUUUGGAGAGCUCCUCGACGGCUUCGUCUUUACUCAGAACGCUUGGGUGCAAUCAUUCGGAUCUCGAUACGUCAGACCUCCCAUCAUUGUCUCCGACGUUUCUCGCCCUGCGCCCAUGACUGUGCGAUGGAGCAAGUACGCGCAGAGCCUCACGAAGCGACCCAUGAAGGGUAUGCUUACUGGACCCGUCACCAUCCUCAACUGGUCCUUCCCUCGUGCAGAUGUUACUCGAGAGCUGCAGGCCAAGCAGAUUGGUUUGGCUCUGCGUGACGAAGUCUCUGACCUCGAGAAGGCUGGCAUUUUUGCCAUCCAGGUCGACGAGCCUGCCAUUCGUGAAGGUCUGCCUCUGCGAAGCCAAGACCACACUGCCUACCUCAAGUGGGCUGUUGACAGCUUCAAGCUGGCCACCUCGUCCAUCAGCCCUUCCGUGCACAUCGCAAGCCACUUCUGCUACUCUGACUUUGCCAACAAGCAGAUCAUGCAAUCCAUUCUCGACCUCGACGCUGACAUGGUCUCGAUCGAGAACAGCAAAGCAGGCGCCAAGAUCCUCAAGACCUUUAGGGACUUCAAGUACACCCAAGACAUUGGCCCUGGUCUUUUCGACAUCCACAGUCCCCGCGUGCCCAGCGAGGAGGAGAUGUUCGCUCGUCUGAAGGACUUUACCGCUCACAUUGAGAAGGAGCGCAUCUGGGCAAACCCAGACUGUGGCCUCAAGACCCGUACUUGGGAGGAGUGCACUGCUCAGCUCAAGAACAUGGUCGCAGCUGCUGCCCGCGGUCGCAAGGAGCUUGCCUGA